Messenger RNA from Polypterus senegalus (gray bichir), 3444 nucleotides. It is a transcript of the gene rps6kal, whose product is annotated as ribosomal protein S6 kinase a, like. Lineage: Eukaryota; Metazoa; Chordata; Cladistia; Polypteriformes; Polypteridae. Bases 552 to 2741 code for a protein of 729 amino acids. Gene Ontology annotation, biological process: protein phosphorylation. Gene Ontology annotation, molecular function: ribosomal protein S6 kinase activity; ATP binding; magnesium ion binding. The record is from RefSeq and is a predicted model, not a curated record. The transcript is spliced from 23 exons.
AGAUAGUGAAGGCACGCGCAGACAAAGCCGCCCUUUCGCAAUGCUCGUUCUCGUUUAGAACGUCAUCGCGUCCCCGCGUCUCGUUAGUUCUCCAAGUAUUCGCGGGCGCGCGCCGCCGGCUCUAUUUUUACACUCGCCGGCUGUCACGUUGUUUCCUUUUUUCCCGUUCGGUUGCUCGGGAUGGGGAAAUCCUCGACCCAAUGGCGUCAGUCCGACGUCAGUCUCUGCUCGCUCGGUUUCCAUGCUGUCCAGGUAUAGCGGCGGCCAUAUUCACAGGGAGCCAACAGCUCCGGUUCGGCUGAGCGGUAGUGAGAAGCGACUCCGAGAGUUUUGCGAGGCCAACGCCUCCCUCCCCGCGCCGCCUCGGCACCCGGGCAGGAUCGAGAAGGGGCAAAGCAGCUGGACAUGCUCUGCACGAACCCACGCUGUCAUUUGACAAACUAGGAUGCCUUUUGCACAAAAUGGAGGUGCGCAUUGCUGGACGUGUGGGAGCUCUGCCUUGUCCUUCAUAGAAGUGAAACGCUGAAAAACAUUUAUUUUGGUAUUGGAAAAUGGAGAAACUCGUUGCUGGAGUGGACAAGGUCAAUGGGCAUCAGAUUGAAGAUGAACCCAUGGAAGAAGGGGAGUCUUUCUCUCACUGUGAAGAAGGCAUCAUUAAAGAAAUCCCCAUCACACACCAUGUCAAAGAAGGAUGUGAAAAAGCAGAUCCAUCCCAGUUUGAGCUACUUAAGGUUCUUGGUCAGGGAUCAUUUGGAAAGGUGUUCCUGGUUAGGAAGAUAAUGGGCCCAGAUGCAGGCCAGCUUUAUGCAAUGAAAGUAUUGAAGAAGGCAUCUUUAAAGGUGAGGGACAGAGUUCGAACAAAGAUGGAACGUGAUAUAUUAGUGGAAGUAAACCAUCCGUUUAUUGUAAAAUUGCACUAUGCCUUUCAAACUGAAGGGAAGCUAUACUUAAUUCUGGAUUUUCUCAGGGGUGGAGAUGUGUUUACUCGCUUAUCCAAAGAGGUUAUGUUUACAGAGGAGGAUGUGAAAUUCUACCUUGCAGAGCUGGCCCUCGCUUUGGAUCAUCUGCACAACCUUGGAAUCGUUUACAGGGACCUGAAGCCCGAAAACAUUUUGCUUGAUGAAGCAGGACAUAUCAAGUUAACAGACUUUGGGCUCAGUAAAGAAUCAGUAGAUCAGGAUAAGAAAACAUACUCAUUUUGUGGGACAGUGGAGUACAUGGCACCUGAAGUGGUUAACCGGAGAGGCCACACGCAGAGUGCAGAUUGGUGGUCACUUGGAGUUUUAAUGUUUGAAAUGCUUACUGGUACGCUGCCCUUUCAAGGGAAAGACAGAAAUGAGACCAUGAAUAUGAUUCUCAAAGCUAAAUUAGGUAUGCCACAGUUUCUUAGUGGUGAAGCUCAAAGUCUUCUUAGAAUGUUGUUCAAGAGAAAUCCUUCAAAUCGACUGGGGGCUGGCACUGAUGGAGUGGAAGAGAUCAAGAGGCACCCUUUCUUUUCAACAAUUGACUGGAAUAAACUGUAUCGGAGAGAAAUUCAGCCUCCUUUUAAACCAGCUUCUGGCAAACCAGAUGAUACUUUCUGUUUCGACCCUGAAUUUACAGCAAAGACUCCAAAAGAUUCACCAGGAGUUCCACCAAGUGCAAAUGCACAUCAGCUGUUUAAGGGAUUUAGCUUUGUGGCACCUGCAUCAUUAGAUGAAGGCAAAAACUCUCCUCUUAUGAAUAUAUUGCCAAUUGUUCAGCAGCUACAUGGGAGCAGUGCUCUGUUUUCCGAUAUAUAUGAGCCAAAAGAGGAUAUUGGAGUUGGUUCAUAUUCCAUCUGCAAACGAUGUAUUCAUCGAAUCAGCAACAUGGAAUUUGCUGUUAAGAUAAUUGACAAGAGUAAAAGAGACCCUUCAGAAGAAAUUGAGAUUUUAAUGCGUUAUGGUCAACAUCCAAACAUCAUCACAUUGAAAGAUGUGUAUGAUGAAGGACGGUUUGUAUAUCUGGUCACAGAGCUUAUGAAGGGUGGAGAGCUUCUGGAUAAAAUUUUACAACAGAAGUAUUUUUCUGAGCGUGAAGCUAGUGCUGUUCUCUACACAAUCACUAAAACUGUAGACUAUUUGCACUGUCAAGGGGUUGUUCAUCGGGAUCUUAAGCCAAGUAAUAUUCUAUAUAUGGACGAUUCUGGUAACCCCGAUUCAAUUAGAAUUUGUGAUUUUGGUUUUGCAAAGCAACUGCGGGGAGAAAAUGGGCUGCUUCUUACACCCUGCUAUACAGCUAACUUCGUUGCACCUGAGGUCCUCAUGAGACAGGGCUAUGAUGCUGCUUGUGAUAUCUGGAGUCUUGGUGUUCUGUUGUACACAAUGCUGGCAGGCUAUACACCUUUUGCCAAUGGACCUAAUGAUACCCCAGAAGAAAUUUUGCUAAGAAUUGGAAGUGGUAACUUUUCCUUAAGUGGAGGAAAUUGGGACUCUGUUUCUGAGGCUUCAAAGGACUUGUUGUCACAUAUGCUUCAUGUAGAUCCUCACCAGCGCUACACAGCUGAACAGGUGUUAAAACACUCGUGGAUAGCUUGCCGGGACCAACUGCCUCAUUACCAGCUCUGCCGGCAUGAAGCACCUCACCUAGUCAAGGGAGCAAUGGCUGCUACAUAUUCUGCACUGAACCACAAAACAUGCCAGCCAGUUCUAGAACCUGUGGCAGCCUCAAGUCUGGCGCAGCGCCGAAGCAUGAAAAAGCUGACAUCCACUGACUUGUAGUGAAAUCAAUUAUUUUUUACUAUUAAUUUAACUAUUUUUUCAGUGCAAAAAAACGCCACAAUCCCCCAGAUUCACUUUACCUCGGAAGCCUUCUCUUUCUGUAUAUUCAAAGCAAGUACCAAUGCAGUAUACUGGCAAAAAUAUGUGUGAAUUGGUGUUUUGCCCCUAAAGUAAUAAUAUUUAAAAUAUGUAAUAUUUAUGAUGAUAAUGAGGAUGAUUAUUUUGUACUAGACAAACAAGCAUUUCAUUAAAAGCUGAGAUAUUUAUGUCCUUUCUAAAGGAUGAACCAGCUUGUAAUGUUUAUACACUGUGAUUGGUCAGCAUGCAGCUGAUAAAUUCAGUUCAUAUUUAAGACAAAAAACUUACAAAGUUCUCAAAAAAGCUAUGAUAUGGCAUUCCAUGAAACCAAAGCGAAAGCUUGUAUUAAGCUUUACUAAACUUGAGUACACGUAACAUGAUGCCAAUGCACUUGGAACCCAGUAUCUGAAGAUUAUCAGGUGUUAAUCAUUCAAUGCUACUUCUCUAGCUAUUGGGAAUAUUAAAUAACUUAAGCAACCACACUACAUUUCCUGAUGUGGAGAUUAAACAUACUUUGUUUCACCGGUGCAUUGUUAGUGGAUUUUAUCUAUGUGAGUAAGAGAGAGAGAGAGAGAAAGAAAUAAAGAUGACUUAUUUAGUGUUGAUGCUAAUGAUGAAAGAUAAU